Hydractinia symbiolongicarpus is the source of this 1545-nucleotide messenger RNA. RefSeq lists its product as uncharacterized. The record is from RefSeq and is a predicted model, not a curated record. The coding region runs from base 148 to 654 and encodes 168 amino acids. The transcript has 3 exons. NCBI's taxonomy places the organism in Eukaryota, Metazoa, Cnidaria, Hydrozoa, Anthoathecata, Hydractiniidae.
CUCAUUUAAUUAGAGUUAGUUGAAAGAUUUACGUCGAUAAUUCACCACUCUGUCAACAGACAUACCUUUACCCACAACAAGACAUACAAAGCUUGCGACCAUCCAAGAUUAAAUGAGGAAGAGACAGAAAGAAAAAAGUGGCUUGUGAUGGGUUCUGAAGCUCACAACAAAUUGGUUAAAAUUGUGACACAGCCUUGCCUUGUAAAAGAUCUUGAAAAGCUUACGGAGCAAAUCAACACUACCCUCUUGGAAGUUUUUCAUUCACUGAAAAUUAGGUACUUGCCAAAGUCAACCUUUUUUAAAAUGGAAAAGAUGCUCGCUGGUACCCAACUCGCUAUUUUAGAUCACAACCACAACAUCAACAGAGAACAGAAACACUCAGUUAACGAAGAAGGAAUUCGGAAACCACUUUUCAAAGUCGCGUAUUCCAAACCGAACAAAAGAUUUGUAUCCAAAAUUGUGAAAGUUGAUAAGGAUUAUGGCUACUUACACUAUAUCCUGCAAAAAAUAAUGAAACGCGCCGAAUGUAAAAAAAAAGUUUCAGAAAGAAAUCGGAUGAAACGCCAACUGUCGUUAAAGAUUACUCCCGAUGACAGGCCACCUCGCGAAGAAAUUAUUGAAAAAUCGACCAAAUAUAAACGUAUAAAAUUGUAAAUAUAAAAUUUCUAAUACACGUUUUUAAUUUUUAAGCAAUCCGAUGAAUACUUCUUCUAACGUUUCUUAAAUUUGCACAAAAAAAUCUAUUACUACGUUUCUUAAAAAACAGAUUCUUAUACGAAAAAAAUGUGUAUGACUUUUGUAAAUAUGUACAAGUAGUGUAUAUAAUAACUAUUCGUCUUCUAUCUCCGCUAUCCAAGAAAAAAAAGUUUUUUUAAAUAAGUUUUUAAACAGUUAACUUCUAGGGGGGUUCAUAUUUGUACUGAAAACGCUACACACUUUCGCUACAUAGUCUGUUUUUCACCACUGUUCUACGUCACAUGCAUAAUUACGCAUAUUAAAUUUUUAACCCAGGCCGUUUUGCGCGCAUUUGCAGCAACAAGACGAAGCCAUGCUUUAACAACAUCUACGAUAAAAAGGGUUGUUUGGAAUAUAUCUUCAAAGAAAGCGCAUUAUCCAACGUGCACAAUAUGACAGACAUUAUCUUUAAGCAGGCUCAGACCAAAGUGUUAAUGGUGACAAAAAUAAAAUGACACUGUUGUUCAAGACAACCUUCAAAGAUACUAACUGUUAUUGUACAUGUUCAACAAUUUUAAUUUUGUAGUAUUAGCUACACUGUAUAUUUUGUGUUAUGUAUGCUAUUUUAUAAGCAACAACAGGGAAAACAAGAAUAUUAGUUUUAGUUUAGAAACUUUCCUUGUUCUAAAAGAUGGACUUCCCUCAGUGGAUGAUCAAUGCGCAACCGAUAAGCUACAAUUGAGCCCUUAAAACAGAAAAACCUAAGCUGCACUGAGCCAAACUGCUGCUCUGCUUACAAAAAAGUGUUGUAUGUCAUAUUAUUAAAACUUUUAUUUAUUUAUAUGAUAGAAAUAUAAAUUUUACCUUAAA